This is a messenger RNA of Medioppia subpectinata, 864 nucleotides long. Lineage: Eukaryota; Metazoa; Arthropoda; Arachnida; Sarcoptiformes; Oppiidae. The record is from the annotation of a GenBank genome assembly.
AUGUCGGGAAAGUCUGAAAUCGCAAAAACCAAUUCCUCUGUCGCCACGAAUAUCCCGGCGCUCGACGCAGAGCUCCUCAAGAAGAAGGGCUUCAAAGUGGGCCAACAGCUCAAUAGCGGCAGUUUCUCCACCGUUUGCAGGGCUACGAAGGGCACGACUCCGGUCGCCGUUAAGAUCAUUGAUUUGUCGAAGACUUCGGAAGACUAUAAGAACCGAUUCCUUCCGCGCGAGUUAUACACAAUGACUAAACUAAAGCACCCGAACAUCAUUGGCAUUCACGACAUCUUCACGAUCGGGAACCGGAUCUAUGUGUUCAUGGAUUUGGCCGAUGGCGGAGACAUUCUGGACCUCAUUAAGAACGGAGCCGUUUCGGAGGUUAAGGCCAAACCGUUGUAUAAAGGAGUGGCCGAUGCACUCAAAUACAUACACUCCAAGGGCUUCGCGCACCGGGACAUCAAAAGCGAGAAUAUACUCCUGAAUAAGACCCGAACGGUGGCCAAAAUCGCUGACUUUGGGUUUUCGCGCACCUGUUUUGACAACAAGACGGGUACCCGAGUGUUGAGCGCCACGUACUGCGGGAGCGCCGCAUACGUGGCCCCAGAGGUACUCAAGAUAACGCCCUAUAAUCCCAUGAUCUCCGACGUCUGGUCGAUGGGUAUUGUACUCUAUGUGAUGGUUAAUAACAGACUACCCUUUAGUGACAAAAAUUUGCGACAAAUGCUGAAACAACAGUUGGACCGCAAUAUUGAAUACACAGGCGCUCUGACCGACGCCUGUAAGGAUCUGAUCGGCAAACAUCUCGAGCCAAACAUUCAACAACGCUAUACAAUGGCUCAGGUAUUAGAGCACCGGUGGUUUAAAUAG